Ctenopharyngodon idella (grass carp) is the source of this 8169-nucleotide messenger RNA. Its product is annotated as zinc finger protein 335-like. Lineage: Eukaryota; Metazoa; Chordata; Actinopteri; Cypriniformes; Xenocyprididae. The record is from RefSeq and is a predicted model, not a curated record. Gene Ontology annotation, molecular function: RNA polymerase II cis-regulatory region sequence-specific DNA binding. Gene Ontology annotation, cellular component: nucleus. Gene Ontology annotation, biological process: positive regulation of neurogenesis; brain development; regulation of gene expression. The transcript has 30 exons. The coding region runs from base 901 to 5493 and encodes 1530 amino acids.
UUUUGGGGUGUCAUAAAUGCACACAAUCACACACAACCACCACACAUACUUGUGUUUAAUUUAUUACAGCAGUAAUCAGUUGAAAAUACAAUCAUUCAUAAAGUGGCUGUAUAUAACAAAAAAAAAAAAAAAAAAAAAAAAAACUGCCAAAACUGCUUAUGAGGAAAGUACUAAAAAUUCUCUUGUACAGUUCAGGGGGACUUUUGGCAUUCAAAUAUAUGUUGGUUUUUUUUCCCCCCUGUAAAAAUGUUGUGCCGUCUUUGAUACUUAACGAGAGAAUGCUAAAAUAAGUAAAAGAGUUAGACUAAUUGUAGAAUUAAAAUUUACAUUCAAAAUCGAAAAAGCAUACAUAUUAAUCACAGGACGAUAGCAUGCACUAUAGUAUAAGGUAUAAUGCUACAUUUAUACCCACAGCAAAGAUUCAACAGAAUGCAAAUUAAAUCAUGAAUACCAUGUGACCCUUUGCAUUCAAUCUGCGCAAAGAAAUUUUUAUUUUGGCGUAAUUAAAAAAUAAAAAUCGUAAGAUAAACAACUCGCGUCAUAUUAAUCCGCGAGACAUUCAGCGGUUUCAUCCUCUCAGAGCAAUAGUCCUUCGGUUCACACCAUUACUUAACAAAACACUUAAAAAAUUAAGCAAAAUAGUCGAUAUACGUGUUCUCUAGAUAAAACAUGAGUUUUUAUAUGAUUCACAAUACAUUAUAAAACCGAUUAAGCGUUUAUCCCACUCGUCUUUUCCCCAUGACGGAUAAAUGAGUUCCGGCCAACUCUGAGGACAGGAAGCGAGGAGACGCUGAUGGCGCCCGACUAGAAAGCAUAGCAACUAUUCGCUUUCAAAGAUUUAUUUAUUUCGCCUUAUUCGCGAGCUUGAAGAGCAAAACAGACGUCCAUUUACGAGCAGAGAUGGAUUCUGAUGACAUGGAGGUGGAGAGCAGCAGUGAUGUGGGGCAUUCUGGGAUGGAGGAGCCGUCAGAAAGCGGCAUGGGCAUGGAGUCUUCAGAAGCCAUGUCAGCCGAUAGCAGCGAUGCAGCCGCUCCUCCUGCCGCCACGGCCCCAGAAUCAGACUGUCACGUAGGACAGAGCUCAGAGGGACUUGUGGUGUUUAUCCCAGAGACAAGCUCCAGUACAGAUGUCCAAAGAGUUCAUCUCCCAGACUCCUCUUCUGUCGCCCAGUCAACCAGUGUGUCCAGCGUCUCCACGGUGACACAAUCGGUCCUGGUGUCGGAGUCUGUCCAGGUCCUGGUGCACUCCAGUGCUGUUUCUGAAGGAGGGAUGAUGGUUUCUGAUUCCACUGCUUCAACCUCUUCAGAUCUUGGCUCAGCUAUUGAUAAGAUCAUUGAAUCCACCAUUGGACCUGACAUUAUGAAUGGAUGUAUUGCAGUUACAAGCGCAGAGGACGGCAGUGCAGAGACUACACAGUAUCUGAUACUCCAAGGUCCUGAUGAUGGAGCUCCUAUGGUGGCUCGGAUGUCUUCCUCUGCGCUGUCGAACCGCAUUGCCAUUGAAGCCCUUGCAGAUGGACCCACCUCCACUUGCCUGGACCAGGCAGACCUGUCAGAAAACCCGCAGGGCAGCGUGGAACCCGACCAGCCUGGACACUCUGGAUACCGUGAGCACGACGACAGCAGCAGCAGCUGCAGCCGCCCAGACCAGCCUCAGCACUCCCAGUACAUAGAAUGCAGUGGAGGAGAUGACCCAGACCAGACCAGGGAGGCUCGGUACAUUGAGUGCUCAGGAGCCGAACCAGACCAGACCUCACGUCAUUCUGGGGUCACCGGCUACAACGUGGCUGACUCGGAAGAACCUCUACGGGGUUAUGCAGCAGAGUGCAGCGGAACGAACGGUAGCCCUCAGAGACGCUCGUUUCGCUCCUCUCGCUAUGUCGUAGAGUGCAGUGAUGGGUUUUUGGAGUACGAUGCAGAGAGGGCGGAGCAGCCACAGCAUUCACGUUAUAUCGACAGUAGCAUGGAUGAUAGGGAGCACGUCUCAGCCUCGGAGCAGGAAGGAAGUGUGGUAGAAGAGCCCCAGCACUCCUACAUGCCGCAGGGCUCACUAUAUGCCGAUGAGGGCACUGUUCGCCACUCCCUGGCUGACACAAUGGGGUCCCAGCUCACCGAUCAAAUGGACUGCAAUGAUAACUUGCCUGGCCCAUACAUAAGUAGCAGUGGGACCUAUUCCACCCACCCAGAGCCUGAAGCAGUGGAGUCUGGGGUGGUGGUUGAGUCCGGGCACAGAACCCCAGACAUGGCCGAACUGGAGGAAAUGAUGGAAGUUGUGAUCGUACAGCAGUUUAGGUGUAAGAUGUGCCCAUAUAAAAGUGUCUCUAAGGAUACGCUCAUCAACCAUAUGAGAGACAAACACUUUAAACCAACAGGUGUUCCAGGCCAAAAGAAACGUGGACGGGGACGUCCUCGAAAGGCCGAAAGCAAAGCACGAGCGGUCGCAGCGGUCAAAAAGGAGGAGCCGCCAGAAGAGGAAGAAGAUGACAUCAUUGAUGCGGGCGCUCUUGAUGAUCAAGGUGACAGUGAUUACAAGCCAGCUGAAGAAGAGGCCAGGCCCAAAUUGGCUGCCAGUCACACCACUCCUCCUUCCUGCUCUUCAUCAUCUUCCUCUACCUCACGGAAACGUCCCCGCAGGAUGGUGGGGCCACCCCGCAAAUUCCUUCCUGAGUCAGAGUCACCAGCAGUGUCUCAAACAAACAAUGCAGAGGACCCUCAGGCUCCUGAAGAAGCAAGUUCCUCUGGAUUGGAGAAUGGAACUUCCUCAUUAUCCAAUGGGACGGCAGCGGAACCAGGCGUCAGCCAGUCAGAUUCAGAGAACAAAGAUCCCUCAUCAAACACAAGCCCUGAUGACCUGGAAUUUUUGCCCAAAAAACGAGGCCGGCCUUCAAAACGUUUUCUUCAGAAGAAGUACAAAAAGUACAUGAAUCGCAAUAAAUACUACAGAUCUCUUAAGCCUCUGCUGAGGCCUCAUAACUGCUGGAUCUGUGGCUCUCGCUUUCUGUCACAAGAGGAUCUCAGAUUCCACGUGGAUUCUCAUGAGGGAAACGACCCUGAGCGCUUCAAGUGCCUGCAGUGCAGCUACCGCUGCAAACGGUGGUCCUCACUGAAGGAGCACAUGUUCAAUCAUGAAGGUACAAAACCUUACAAAUGUGAGGUAUGUGAUUACUCCAGUGUUUACAAGAAAGAUGUGAUCCGGCAUUCAGCCGUCCACAACAAAAGCAAGAGUCGGAAGACAGAUAUGUCUUGUGGAAAUCCUUCACAGGUUCCCAAAGUGUCCGAGUUUCCAUGCCCCAUCUGCUGCCGCGUGUACCCCAUGCAGAAACGCCUGACGCAGCACAUGAAGACACACAGCACGGAGAAACCUCACAUGUGUGACAAGUGUGGGAAAUCCUUCAAGAAGCGCUACACUUUCAAAAUGCAUCUUCUCACGCACAUACAAAACUGUGGCAACAGCACGUUUAAGUGUGAGUUUUGUGAGUACACCUGCAAUGACAAGAAGCACCUGCUCAAUCACCAGCUGUCCCACACCAAUGACAAACCUUUCAAAUGUGAAGAGUGCAAAUACUCCACGAGUAAAGAGGAUUUCCUGGUGUCCCACAUUGCUAUUAAACACACUGGUGAAAAGCCCUUCUCCUGCGACAUGUGCCACUUCACAACAAGACAUAGAAAGAACCUGCGGCUGCAUGUGCAGUGUCGCCACCCCGAGGCCUUCGAUGAGUGGAGUCGAUCCCACCCAGAGGAGCCAAUUCGUCGACGGCAGACACCCGUUUUCACCAUGGAGGAGAUUGAGGAGCUGAAAUUACAGCAAGAAUCCCAGGGAUUUCAGGGGACCAUUGUAACGGUAAACCCCAUUACUCUCCAAACCAUGGAGUCCAUAGGGAACACAUCUGUAUCCCAAGAUGCACUGGGAAACACUACCAUCAUUUAUGAGCAAGCCCAGACUACAGACCUCUCAGCCCAGAAUGCUCUAGAUCUGUUGCUAAACAUGAGUAACGCCAGAGAACUGCAGACUCUUCACUCUUCUCAGGUGGCGGUGCUAAAAACAGACGGUAAGACUCUAGAGACGGGAACGUGGCCCGGAGCUGGCUCUGGGAGUGAGCCUCAAAAGAUCGUCACCUUCCAUGUGUCAGAAAAUGGGGACACUCUGGUUCAGGAGGCGUUUGAGGCGGCUACAGGGGCCGUGGAGCAAGAGGAGACAACUGGUGUGUCGCAGGAAGUGACACAGAUUGGCAUCGGUACAUACGAGGGAGCAGAUUUCAGUGUGGUUGAGCAGGCCUCCGACGAGACGGCACACAGCAGUUUAGAGGAGCCUUCAGCAGAGCCUCAGGUCAUGGAAGUGAGCACGGAGCCCUUGUCCAUCUCUACACCUCUCAAAGAGAAUAAAGAGAAGUUUUUCCUGAGCUCAGGCUUGACUGAUGGAGUCCUGCAGCAGGUAGAGCUAAGCAGUGAAGCUCCAGGUUCCCCUUCCCUGUGUCCAUCGCCCCCUUCUCAACAGUUCAACACCAAACGCUUCUCCUGUCGCAUCUGCAUGGAGGCUUUCCACGGCCGCUCGGACAUGGAGAACCACAAGAGGGCGCACAUAGACCCCAAAACAUUCAAGUGUCCAGACUGUGACUUUACAGCACCUUCUUGGCCAGAAGUCAAGUCUCACAUGGCCAUGCACGCAUAUUUGAGACCUCAUAAAUGCACCAGCUGCAGUUUUGCUUCUAAAAACAAGAAAGACCUGAGACGCCACAUGAUGACACACACCAAUGAGAAGCCUUACGCCUGUCAGGUCUGCGGCCAGAGGUUUAACCGUAACGGCCAUCUAAAGUUUCACAUGGAAAGGCUUCACACUCAGGAACCUUCGCCCCGUAAAACCCGCUCUGUCCCCUCUCAGCAGACCAUCAUCGUUAACAGCGAUGAAGAAGCUUUAGCCACACUACAGAAUCUGCAGGCGGGUCAGACAGUCAUCAGUCCGGAGAGGUUGCAGCAGGCUUUGGGUCAGGAACACAUCAUUGUGGCCCAGGAUCAGUCGCUUUCUGACCAGGAGGAGGCGACAUAUAUUCAGCAGAUCACAACAGUAGAUGGACAGACGGUACAGCACUUAAUGACUGGAGACAAUCAGGUCACUGAGGUCCAGUAUAUCAUCUCUCAGGAUGGAGUUCAACACCUUCUCCCACGGGAAUAUGUGGUGGUAUCUGACGGAAACCACAUUCAGAUGGAGGAUGGGCGGAUCGCUCACAUUCAGUACGAGCAUGAUGGGACGUUUCUGCAGGAGCAACAGAUUGCUCUGUCUCAGGAUGGACAGAUCCAGUACGUCCCCAUCACUGGCGAGCAGCAGGUUGUCGCCCCUGAGGACCUGGAGGCAGCCGCCCAUUCCGCUGUCACUGCUGUUGCAGACGCAGCCAUGGCUCAGGCUCAGACGGUUUACACAGAGGCCACACCUGAACAACUGGAGCAGCUGCAACAGCAGGGCAUCCAGUAUGACGUCAUCACUUUUACCGAGGAGUAAAAACAAGACACACACUUUGACUAUUAUUUAACAGCACCGACACACAGACAGAGCAUCUGCGGCUCGUCUCGAGUACAGAUGACUGCAGUGGACAUCACAAACUCUGACGAGUUAUUCCACAGACUUAAAUUAGCAAGAGGGUGAAUGUACAGUUAGAUCCUCUCUGCAAAUUAUACAACUUAUGCCAUUGUAAAUAUUUAGAGCAUUUAUCUUUGUGUGCCUACAGUGUUUUGCCUUGUAAAGAAAAAGAAACACGAAAGCUGAGAGCAGCCUGUAUAGAGAAUCCUGUAUAUAAUUCUACAUGUUGCUGUGAUGUAAUAUGGUGAAUGCUACUUCAAAGACAGUGUGUAAAUGGUAGACUGGAGGAUUGACGUUAACAUUGUUAUGAAACACUUCCUAGCUGUAGCUAAAGUGCUUAUAAAGGAGGAUUGAUCAUUUGUUUUCAUUUUAUGUAAAAUGUGCUGUUUCAUCUUUAGCUUUUUAAGUUUUAAAGAUUUGUUUUUCUUUGAGAUGGCUGCUGAAAGGAAUGCAUACCAAAUAAAUCGCAACCUCUUUAUCUAAAUCUAUCAUUGAUAUUCUUAGUGUCAUCAUUUUAUUAUAUUCUACAGGUUUUACAAAGCAAUACAAGGGAACAGAACAUAACAGAAUAUAAAACGGUAUGUGGUAUGACAUUAUUUAUGCUUUGUGUACAUUAUUAAGACAUCUUGGACAUCCCAAGCUGUGUCAGGUUAAAAAAAAUUUCAGAUGAAGAGCCAGUCCAGCUUUUUAGAGAACGUCUGGAUUAAAUGGAAAUAUUUCUUUAACCCAUAUUUUAAUAGUUUUGAAGUAGUUUGCUGUAAGUUUGAUCAGUCGGAGUGCUUCCGCUUUGUGAACAAUAGAGGAUGAGUUGCUUCCCUGUAUGAAGGAAGAAUAUUCAGCAAUAAUUACAAAGGAGAAUUUGAAGUAAGAAUUACAGAUCCGAGUGUAAUGGAUGCUGGCAUAUACAGAUGUGGUGUCACAAUAUACCCUGACACCUAUGAAAGUAUUGAAGUUACAGUUUCUGGCUUAAAAGAUCUCAGUGGAGUAAAUACAGCUCCUCUCUCGGCAAAAUCGUCCAUCAAGCCAGCAGUCUGGAUGUCAUCUUCUCCAUCUAUAGUCAUUGUUUCUGAGAACGAUGCAGAGAAACUUGGGUAAAUUUUGUCACAUAGCCUAUAUGAAUUUGACAUUACUGUUUCAGUGUAAAUGAUGGUUGGAAAUUGGAAAUCAUGAUAUUUAUCACACUUAUUUUAUUCUAUUGACAGUCAUAGUGUACACAUCUAACAACAAUACUCCUAAUGGUGGGUAGAACAAAAUAUAUUGACUUAGAUGAUAUAAAAUUGGAUAUAAUUUUGUGCAGAUAUGGUUAAGAUAACAUGUAAUGUUUAAACAUUAUAUGGUUGCUCAUAUGCUGAGAGAGCCGUCGAAAAUAAUUUUCUGAUAUGUUUGAAAACAUGCCACUUGUACUGAAAUCAAAAUACUCAAUUAACUGUUUGUGGUGGUAAAGAAAUAUCUGGCUUCAUUACUGGGUGACUGGCUUGAUUAAUACAUUUGAAUAACAUCAUUUUGACCGAGAAACAAGGCCACACUUCCUUUUCCUGUCAGUUGUUCUUCAUGGUCUUAUAUUUAGAUUGUUUGUUCCUCAAUUUGUAACAUAACUAAGUUCUCCACAGUCAGUCCAGCUUUAGAGAACAUUUGAACUAUUAGAGAGGAAAAUGAAGCUGAUUUUCUUUCUUCUUGUGCUCUUGAAGAACGGUGAGAAUGGUUCUUGUUUUUUCUCUGUUCUUUUUAAAAGAUUAUAGAGCUAAAUCUGUUAUUAUACUGAAAGCAUUACUAGGAUUGUAUGUAAUUUAAAUUUAAUAGCAAUUUUUUAUUAUUAUUUUAGCUAAAUUUAAAAAUGUUUAUGGAUUAACCUUCAUUCAAUUUUUAUUAAUGAAAUAAAUAAAUAAUUUUCAUAAUAACACUACAAAUAAAAUACAACAUUUGAAGCAGCAAUAAAAUAUCAAUAAUGUUCAGAAAAUGUUUUACAGGAACGGAUCCAACUGAAGGACUCGAUGUGCUUUAUUUAUCAGGGCAAAUUAAUUUAAAUUAUUACUUUCAUUCAUCUUAUGAUAGUUUUGAAAAAGUUUGCUGUAAGUUUGAACAGUCGGUAUGCGUCCCCUUUGUGAAUAGUAGAGGACAAGUUGCAUCUCUGUAUAAAGGAAGAAUAUCCAUCAGUAAAAACUAUAGACAUUUUCAAGUAAGAAUUACAGACCUGAGUGUAAUGGAUGCUGGUAUAUACAGAUGUGCUGUCAAGAGGUACCCUUACAGCUAUCAAGUUGUUGAAGUUACAGUUUCUGACUUAAAAUAUUACAGUGGAGUAAAUACAACUCCUCUCUCACCAAAAUCAUCCACCAAGCCAGCAGUCUGGAUGUCAUCUUCUCCAUCAACAGCCACUGUUCCUGAGGAGCCAGAGAAACUCAGGUCAAUUUUGUCACAAAUAUGAACCCCUUACAAUUCCAACUCUUAAUGCUCAUUAAUCUGUGUACCACUACACAUUAAGCAGUGACGACUGGAGAACAUUCUACACACUCGCUGCUGUUUUAAGUGUUCUGAUGUUUGCUGUCAUGUCAAUGACACUGCUUGUGUGUCUUCUAAAGACCAAGAAGAAAAAAUCCACAG